Molecule: messenger RNA, 744 nt
Organism: Rangifer tarandus platyrhynchus (Svalbard reindeer)
Lineage: Eukaryota; Metazoa; Chordata; Mammalia; Artiodactyla; Cervidae
Source: the annotation of a GenBank genome assembly
AUGCCCCCAAUGCUGCUCCCCGCCCUGCCGCUUCUCCUGGGCGCCACGCUGACCUUCCGGGCAGUCCGGCACGCGCUCUGUCGCCUGCCCCUGCCCGCUCACGUGCGGGCCGACCCCCUGCGGACCUGGCGCUGGCACAACCUGCUCGUCUCCUUCGCGCAUUCCAUUGUGUCAGGGAUCUGGGCGCUGCUGUGCAUAUGGCAGACCCCUGAGAUGCUGGUGGAGAUUGAGAAAGCAUGGUCGCUUUCUGGCUACCUGCUUGUUUGCUUCUCCGCAGGGUAUUUCAUCCACGACACGGUGGAUAUCGUGAUUAGCCAUCAGUCAAGAGCUUCAUGGGAAUAUCUCGUCCACCACGUCAUGGCUAUGGGUGCCUUCUUUUCAGGCAUCUUUUGGAGCAGAUUUGUUGGUGGGGGUGUCCUAACACUGCUGGUGGAAGUCAGCAACAUCUUCCUCACAAUACGCAUGAUGAUGAAGAUCAAUAAUGCCCAGCAUCUCCUCCUCUAUCGGGUCAACAAAUACAUCAACUUGGUCAUGUACUUCCUCUUCCGCCUGGCCCCUCAGGCCUACCUCACCCAUCUCUUCCUGGGUUACGCAGGCCAGAGGACCCUGGGAACCUUUCUGCUGGCCAUCCUGCUCAUGCUGGAUGUCAUGAUCCUUGUCUACUUUUCCCGCCUCCUCCGCUCAGACUUCUGUCCCCAGCGCGUCCCCAGCCACCAACACAAAGACAAGUUCUUGACUGAGUGA